Trypanosoma brucei brucei TREU927 is the source of this 1044-nucleotide messenger RNA. RefSeq lists its product as hypothetical. The record is from RefSeq and is a predicted model, not a curated record. Bases 1 to 1044 code for a protein of 347 amino acids. Gene Ontology annotation, cellular component: ESCRT II complex. The transcript has a single exon. Lineage: Eukaryota; Euglenozoa; Kinetoplastea; Trypanosomatida; Trypanosomatidae. Gene Ontology annotation, biological process: protein transport to vacuole involved in ubiquitin-dependent protein catabolic process via the multivesicular body sorting pathway.
AUGCGGCGUGGCGUCGGUGUCGCCCAUGUACAGAAGUCGCGGGAGACGAAACGGCAAAUGACCGACUUGGGCGCGCAGCUCACAGCAGAGCGAGCGGGACAAAUUGCGGACCAACUGGAAAGCCUUGAAGAGCAGCUUCGUGUGCUCGCCCGAAAGCACAAAGAUGAAAUUAAACGCGACCCCGUUGUGCGCGCUCGCUUUAAGCAGGUGUCAGACUCUCUUGGUGUGGAUCUGAUCUCCUCCAAAAAAAAUGUUUUUGCUGGUUUGCUGGGGUUGGGUGAUUUCUACUACGGUCUCGCGGGCAAGGUGGUAGAAGCGUGUAUGAAGGAGCAAAAGUUCUUUGGAUCAUACGUUCCGCUGGCGCGGGUUGUGCAUGUUAUGAACAAGCAAUACGAGAUGAGCGCGCAAGGUGGAAAACGGUGCGUCAUUUCGGAAGGAGAUGUUCGCAUGGCCCUCAGCAAAUUGCACGUGUUGGGAGACGGCUACAACAUCGUGAAGUUAGGGAGUGUGAAUUACAUUCAAACAACACCCGAUGGAAGCCGUGGCGUUGAUCAUGUCCCAAUUUUGGAAUAUGUUCUAGCCAAGCAAGAAAAGUUGGUUGCGAACUACCGGGCAGCGCACCGCAAGAGUAACUCGAGAGAUGCGGUGAAACCGUUGGGGGGGCCCCUCAGGCAUGUGGGUGUGUCUUGUUUCCCAUUGAAGGGAGGAAAAGAAUUGGUCUGCAGCGACGCAGUUGGGAAGUCAUCUACCGCCGCGAAGGAAAACAACAGCAGCAGUGAAAGCAAUGAAGACGUGCCGUUUGAGGUCGUGUGCGUCUCUGUCACUCAUGAUGAACUGGAAAAGCACCUCAUGUGGCAGUCACAUCGGGUUGAAGCGGCGCUGCAGUGUCUGGUGCGGAGUGGUUCGGUUUGGAUUGAGAGCGUAAAAACAUCGACUGAAGAGGUGCCCCCAACCACGUGGAUUAGUUGGCCUACAGCCAAAGGCAAAGUGGCGUCAGGCACAGAGACGAUUUAUUGGUUCGUUGGUGUCGCCUCUGGUAACUGA